Molecule: messenger RNA, 255 nt
Organism: Arachis stenosperma
Lineage: Eukaryota; Viridiplantae; Streptophyta; Magnoliopsida; Fabales; Fabaceae
Product: 60S ribosomal protein L38-like
Exons: 2
Coding region: 1-255 (84 amino acids)
Biological process (GO): translation; protein-RNA complex assembly
Cellular component (GO): cytosolic large ribosomal subunit; ribosome
Molecular function (GO): structural constituent of ribosome
Source: RefSeq, a predicted model, not a curated record
AUGUGGGAUUUAGACAUUAAAGAUAUAAACUCGCCAAAGCAAAUUCGUGAGAUUAAGGACUUCCUCCUCACAGCCCAUAGGAAGGAUGUGCACUCUGUGAAAAUUAAGCGGAUCAUAGAUGUGAUCAAGUUUAAAGUUUGUUGCUCCAAGUACCUGUACACCCGUUGUGCUUUUGACCCAGAGAAGGCUGAUAAAUUGAAGCAAUCACUCCCUUCCAGGCUAGUUUUAAGAAAUUUUAUUACUGAUAUAUUAUGA